GGAAUUUGUUCUACGGGACUGGAUUUUCUCGACGAAUUUCGCAGAGUUAAUCCAUCCGCCAAAUCCCUUGAUUACUUUCAGUCCUACAACCGAAUAGGAAGCGUUGUCAAAGGGAAUAUAGGGAACGAUGAAGAGGUUACAUUUGGAAAGAUGGAGCGCCCAAUCGCUUUUCCCAAAAUCUAAAUCUUAUUCUACUUAUCCGAGGCGGCACAUUCAAAAUCCCCCUCCAAGGACUACGACGUCAAUUUUGAUACCUGCUUGCGUGCGUAUGCAGUCCACAUCUGCACUUGCCUCAAAACCAGAAGAAUUAAUCAACGAAGAUGGUGAACCACCCCUUGAACCUCCACCAAUGAUCCGAAAACCCCUCCCACCUCCCUCUCCCAAAGUCGCAGCCCUCCACGCCCGUCUUUCUCUCCCUUCCAAAUUACCCCUCCAAACACUGGCUCGAACUCUCAUUACGCCGUCCGCAAACUCAAAUCCUGCUUUCAACAAUGCAGGAAUGGCGAGAAUUGGAGGCGAUUUAUUACAUUACCACGUUUCCGAAUAUCUCAUUUGUACUUACCCCCGCUUGCCUAUGGCUGUGCUUUACGCAAGUGUAUUCGCAUACAGUGGUCCCGAUACUUUACAUCUCGUAGGCCGGGAUUGGGGCGUUCAACCAGCUUUUGAUCCCGGAAAUGAAGUCGAUGUGGGACUGCUCCAAUACAAACAUCUGGAUGCGAAUGCAGCGCCCACUUCAAGCGGCAAAACCACAAGAAAAGAAGCACCAUAUUUCAGAAGGGGAAUGGCUAGUAGAGUCGUUUACGACGAUGAAUUUGGAGACAUAGUUAGGAAAUCUAAUCAAGUCACCGAUCCUCAACCAAUGAACCAUGCGUACGCUUCUUUCGUUAAAUCGCUCAUUGGCGCCAUCUAUCUCCAUGCCGGUCGCGCCGCAGCAAAAACAUUUAUUCAACAACAUAUCCUCUCCCGUCACCUCGACAUCUCUAAGCUCUUCCAAUUUUCGCAACCAGUGCGCGACCUCGCCCGUUUAUGCGCACGAGAAGAUUUCGAAACCCCCGUUGCCAGAAUCCUAAGUGAAAGUGGCCGACUUAGUAGAAGUCCAGUCUUCGUAGUUGGAAUAUACAGUGGGAGAGAUAAGUUAGGGGAGGCACCUGGUGCGAGUUUGGACGAGGCGAGGAUUAGAGCUAGUGUUGCCGGUUUGAAGGCCUGGUAUCUUUAUAGUCCGGGACAGAAGACGUUGCCGAGCGAUAUGGAGGUUGCGAGUGGGGGAAAGGAAGGGGAAAAGAGAUGGGAGCCUGUACAUGUGGACAUAGGAGAAAUUGUUGCGUAGUGCUUCAAAUUUUCUGAUGUUGGGUGCGCGCAGGAUGUGAAGAGAUAUGACAAGAUGGGUAAAGAACGACGUUGGAAGAAAACACGAAAUUGUUCCAUUUGCCAUUUCAAAAGUCACAGAGAUGAGAGGAUAUUAUGAUCAAUGAAUUGAUCAGUUGUGUAUGAUUAUGCAAAUUGCAUAUACGGGCUUGGGGGAAAGGGAGGUGAGAUAGGUAGAGAUGAAAGGAUGGUUCACUUCGAUAGAGGAGCCCCAAAUAUCUAGCAUGAGCCCUAGAGUGAGGGAUCUGAACAGAAAACUUCAUGGAUGGAUGAUGUGUUGAUGAUACCUGUAGAAUAUAAAAAAAAAGAAAAGAAAAGAAAUCAAAUGAAGAACCAAACAAUUCGCUUCUCU
Sclerotinia trifoliorum is the source of this 1717-nucleotide messenger RNA. The record is from the annotation of a GenBank genome assembly. NCBI's taxonomy places the organism in Eukaryota, Fungi, Ascomycota, Leotiomycetes, Helotiales, Sclerotiniaceae.